CGGGCGUGCGUGCGGCGUGUGCACGGGGCGGGGGGUGCAAAGGAGGGAAAGGAGGAAGGCUGCAGCGGUUGCACCGGCUGCAGCGGUUGCACCGGCUGCAGCGGUUGCACCACCGGCGGCGGCACCAGGGGCAGCGGCCGCACCAGGGGCAGCGGCCGCACCGGCCGCAGGCCCGCAGAGCGUGAAUGGAUCCCCGCGUGGCCUGGAUUCAGCCCGAGCAGAAAGGCCCGGCCAAUGCCCUGUGGAUGCAGAUCUGGGAGACGUCGCAGGGGAUGGGGCGUCCGGGCGCCGGCUUCCCCCCUUACCUCUGCCUCAACUCCCCGGCCCUGGACCCGCCGCCCUCCGACGGGGGCCGCCGCCUGCACAAGUCGCCCUCGCUGUCGUCCUCGUCGUCCUGCUCCUCCAACAACGAGUCGGGCACCGAGAGCCCCGGCUUCUCCUCGUCCUCGUCCUCGUCGUCCUGCGGGAGCCUGGGCCCCGGCGGCGUUUUUAACUUCCACGACCCCAAAGUGCACAAGGGGGGCGGCGCCGGGGGGCCUCCCCAAGGGGCCCCCGCCGGCUCCCCUCCCCAGCAGCAGCAGCAGCAGCAGCAGCACCACUACCAUCCGGGCCGCAGGAAAAGGGAGAAUAAAGCCAGCACCUAUGGCAUGAACUACCUGCUGUCCGGCAGCCGGGGGGCCGCCCUCGACGGCCUCCCCCAGCUGCAGCGGCAGCAGCAGUUGCAGCAGCUGCAGCAGCAGCAGCAGCAGCAGGAGCCGCCGCAGCCCAGGCCCGGCACCCCUUGGAAAACCAGGACCUACAGCCCGGGCAUCCAGGGGCUUCAUGAGGAAAUAAUUGACUUUUAUAACUUCAUGUCCCCUUGCCCUGAAGAAGGUAUUAUGAGACGAGAAGUAGUCAAACGGAUAGAAACUGUCAUAAAAGAUCUUUGGCCUACAGCUGAUGUACAGAUAUUUGGCAGUUUUAGUACAGGACUUUACCUUCCAACUAGUGAUAUAGACUUGGUAGUUUUUGGGAAAUGGGAGCGCCCGCCUCUACAACUGCUAGAACAAGCACUACGGAAACACAGCGUGGCUGAGCCAAAGACCAUUAAAGUACUUGACAAAGCUACAGUACCAAUAAUAAAACUCACUGACCAGGAGACAGAUGUGAAAGUAGACAUCAGUUUUAAUAUGGAAACUGGUGUAAAGGCAGCACGGUUUAUCAAGGAUUAUAUGAAGAAAUAUUCAUUGCUGCCUUACUUGAUUUUAGUAUUGAAACAGUUCCUUCUGCAAAGGGACCUCAAUGAAGUUUUUACAGGUGGAAUUAGCUCUUACAGCCUAAUUUUAAUGGCCAUUAGUUUUCUACAGUUGCAUCCAAGAAUUGAUGCCAGAAGAGCUGAUGAAAACCUUGGAAUGCUCCUAGUAGAAUUUUUUGAACUGUAUGGAAGAAAUUUUAAUUACUUGAAAACUGGUAUUAGAAUAAAAAAUGGAGGUGCCUACAUCGCCAAAGAAGAAAUCAUGAAAGCCAUGACCAAUGGGUAUAGACCAUCCAUGUUGUGCAUUGAAGAUCCUCUUCUGCCAGGAAAUGAUGUGGGCAGAAGUUCCUAUGGUGCCAUACAAGUGAAGCAAGUCUUUGAUUAUGCCUACAUUGUUCUCAGUCAUGCGGUGUCUCCACUUGCGAGAUCGUUCCCAAACAAAGAUUCUGAGAGUACGCUAGGUAGAAUUAUCAAAGUGACCCAAGAAGUGAUUGAUUACAGAGGAUGGAUCAAAAAGAAAUGGGGAAGCAAAAUUAAUUUGUCACCCGAUCUUGAUAAUCGAAUUAAAAUGAAAGAGCAAAUCACUUCAUGUAAUGGGGAACAGCAACAAAACAGAGACGAUGAAUCACCGUAUAGCCAGCGUUUGACUCUAUCUUUGACCAGCAGCAUCCAGCCUCUUUCCUCUGGUUCGUCUGCUUCUUCUGUGUCUUCACUGUCUGGAAGUGAUAUUGAUUCUGAUACGCCACCUUGCACAACUCCUAAUGUUUACCAAUUUACUCUGCAACCACCAACUCAGCUUAUGGCCAGUUUACCUCCAGCAUUGCAAAUGCCUAAUGGUAAACCUCAGUCUGCACCUGCUAGGACUUUGAUAAUGACAACCAAUAAUCAGACGCGGUUUACUAUUCCCCCGCCUACCAUCGGCGUUCCACCGCUCCCCUGCAGACAAGUUGGUAUCGAAGGAACACCGUCUCUGAAAGCCGUUCACCACCUGUCCUCUCCUGCUGUUCCCUCCGCAUCUCCUAACCCACUGUCAAGCCCCCACUUAUAUCACAAGCAGCACAAUGGAAUGAAGUUUUCCAUGAAAGGAACACACAAUCAUAACCCAGGAAAUGGUUACAAUCCCGUCGGCAGCGGAAGCAUGAGGCAGCCCGUGGGGAACAGAGGACAUCACCAGUACAACCGGACAGGCUGGAGAAGAAAAAAACAUAUGAGAGACAGUUUGCCAAUCAGUCUCAGCAGAUAAUGGCUCAUGGCACGGUCAUCUGCCCCCGUUUUACAGACUGAAGCUGAGUGACGUUGCACACCGGACUGGGGAACUGAGACCAGCAUUCAGCACAUCAGCUUAUGGGUAUUAUGAAAUAUCUGUAGCUGAUAAUUUUGCAUGUUUCUUUGUGUGGUGGUCAAGUCCAUCUUAAAGAAGAAGUAGUUGUGCUUAUCUGUGAAGCCUUAUUAAACAUGGAAGUGGUUUUCUGCCUUCCCAGGAUUAUUCAUUCAGUGCCGAAGCAGCUCUGGAAAGAGAACUGCAAGAACAUGAAAUGCUUUGGCAUUUUAGCUUUGGCUGCAUAUGUUCCUUUGCGGUUUGGGUUACUGAUUUUUAUUUUUGUCAAAGAAAGAGGAAACUUCAACCCCUGACUUGUUUUUUUUUUUUGGUUUUUGGUUUUUUUUCACCCCUUUUGCCCCAGCAGGUACAGUUGGGAGACUACAAACAAUUUUUGCCCUCCUGGUUUUUUUUUCAAAUUUCAGAUCUCUUUUGCUCUGUAAAUAUUGAAAAAUUUUAAUUUGUGCAAUAACUCAGAAUUUUUUUAAUUUAAUUUCAUAUUGCCACAUAAGUUAUAUUUAAGGGGAGGAGGAUUUUUUUUUUAAACUUAGAUCCUUUCCCAGGUUGCAUUUUCUAAGUUGGUUUCAUAGUUUUGACAGGUUAUCUGAUUAGCACUGUUCCAAACAUCAUAUGAGGGUUUUCAUUUUUUUCUCCCCCACCCCCCUUGGUAAAAAAUUGAGGCUUCUUGAUUCACAAUAAAAGGGCAGAUUUGGUUUAUGGCCUUACGAAGGGAUUAAGCUCCUCUGCCUGUUAGCUCCUUCGUUUGGCCUUUUAUCAGUUGUCUUGCUUUGACCAAUGGGUUUUGUUUUAGUUUUAAUCUUUUUUUUCCUUUUUAGCUAGACAAUAAAUCCAGCAUUUAAAGUGCCAGAAGUAUAACUUUCUAAGGGUGAGAAAAGGGUUGUCACGUUACAGAAUCGAAGAAGAAAAAUACAGCCGUGAACUCUAAAUGCUUCAGUCAGUUUGUCAUGUAACCUGUAAUGGUCGGUUGGGUCUGAAUAUCAUUACUGAAAAAGGUGCCCAGUUUUAGGAAUGUGGAGAAAGGAAUUAUGUUGAUUCCAUUAAGGAAUCUGUAUAGCAGUAUGCAUUCGUUCUGUUAAGAGCAAAUAUAUAAAAAAUACUUCGGCCUCUCAGAGCACCGUAAGAAGUAUCUUUUAAUGUAUUGCAAGAGAGCACAGCCCAGUGCUCCACAGAGUCUCUGUGGCUGGCACUUAAUUUACAGAUGCAUACAGGUAUACUAUGCAAGUGUAUUCUACCAUGACAACCACUGUCUUUGUUACCUUUUUUUGAAUAGGAAAAAAUAUACAUCCUGCCUCACCCUGAGUUUUAGAAGCACCACAGUUGUCCUGGGAGUUGGUUGCAUCUCGCAUGCCAUCCGACUUCCCGUUUUUAAAGUGAGGGGUUUUAAGCCCCGCUAAACACUACAGGUCGGUUGUUUUUCGAAGUCCACCAGUGGAGAGCGUUGAGAUGAAAACCUAUUACCAUGACAUCUAGAGGACGUGCGGAAGCGGGGAGUUGGAUUGAGAUCCGAUUAUUACGGCGAGCGGUAGGCGUCUAGCAUGAUAGAGCUUUAAAAUGUCUGUGGUAUGCCUUUGAAGCAGGACUAGCCCUCACGGUCAUUUGAAUCUAUAAACCGCAACUGCAGACUUUUGGAAGUGGAGGCAUUCCAGAUUAGAGUAGCACAUUUUCUCUGCAGUUGGCGAGUGAGAUGGAUCGCAAAAUAUUAAAACAAAAUAUUUAAAUUGUGAGCCUAUUCUUAAGCAGAUAUUUAUAAAAAUGGAAACAUAGACCUAUAUUACUAAUCUUUACACGUUAGCAAUAUUGAAUAUAAACCUACAUUAAAGAAACCACUACAGAAACUUUAGUUGGUAUCUUAUGUAGCUGCAUUUUUAAAGCUAGGUUCAUAGAACACAGGUAUCACGUUCCAUUUCAGUCAUGGUGAACCAAAUGAAUUGGCCUGACUACCACUGUGGUUAUUGCUACAGGUUUAAACAAAGAUAUCAUGUUUAGAUUUUUUUUUUUGUGCGUGUGUAUGUGUGCGUGCGUGUGUGUGUGUCUGGACAACAAUGUGGAAGCUAAAAUUGACAUAUUUUUAUGUAAAGUUUUUCUAUUCUUUGAUUUUUAAUAAACUUUGGAGACCA
This is a messenger RNA of Ornithorhynchus anatinus (platypus), 4690 nucleotides long. It is a transcript of the gene TENT4A, whose product is annotated as terminal nucleotidyltransferase 4A. The coding region runs from base 186 to 2477 and encodes 763 amino acids. The transcript has 13 exons. Gene Ontology annotation, molecular function: mRNA binding; poly(A) RNA polymerase activity. The record is from RefSeq and is a predicted model, not a curated record. Gene Ontology annotation, biological process: RNA 3'-end processing. Lineage: Eukaryota; Metazoa; Chordata; Mammalia; Monotremata; Ornithorhynchidae. Gene Ontology annotation, cellular component: nucleolus; TRAMP complex.